CAGCCUUCCAGGUUGACAGCCAUCUCUCUCCCAGUACUGGUAGGCAUCCAGUCGCCUUCCUCCAUCCGCCAUUACUCUUCCGUUCCUGGGUCAACACGACUCAGCAACAUCCGCCAUUGCCUCGCAGGUUACGCGAUCGCUCCUAGCCGGUGCUUGGUCCUAGCCUUCGUGUCUCGCUAGGGCUUCGCGCCAACGGAACAGAACCGUCAGCACCUGGGCUUCGAUCGCAAAAGCCACGCGACCCCGUUGCCACAACAUCAACACUUGCGGUACCUCAUCGCUAGUGUACCGUGCCAUUGUCAGCUUGCGAGGAAGAUCUGAGUGCGACGAGUUGCCUCGCUCCACCUCUGUCGCGCGCGUCUUCCGUAGCAGCGCCGUUGUGGUUCGCGCCACCCGACCGUGUCUGGCAGCCAGUGUCCUCCCAUCUGCCACCACGAUCGGCCACUCGAUACACCAUGGCGAACCACCAUCCCUCACCGCAAAUGGUGAUGCAGAUGCAACAGCAGCAGCAGCACCAUGGUGCGCCUGCGCCACCCCAGCUCGCGGGCCAAGUGCACCCGGGACAGUGGCCGGGCGCCUCCCCACGCGCCAUCUCUCAGGUCAACGAGGCUCUAUGGAUGCAAAUUGGAUCAUUCUCCGAGCUCAUCGGCCAACUAGACGAUGCGAUGGGUGCAUACGAGCGCGCGCUCCACGCCAAUCCCAAUUCCGUUCCUGCCAUGAACGCCAUCAGCCUCAUUCUCCGCAGCAGAGAAGAAUUCCCGAAGGCGGUUGAAUACCUACAAGCCAUUCUCAAAAUCGACGAGCGAAAUGGCGAAGUCUGGGGUAGCCUUGGCCAUUCUUACCUUAUGAUGGACGAUCUCCAGCAGGCUUACGCUGCCUACCAGAACGCGCUGGUGAACUUGCCCAACCCAAAGGAGCCUAAAUUGUGGUAUGGCAUUGGUAUUCUGUACGAUCGCUACGGCUCUCUCGAUCAUGCCGAAGAGGCGUUUUCCCAGGUGAUGCAAAUGCAGCCUGAUUUCGAGAAGGCGAACGAGAUCUACUUCAGACUUGGCAUCAUCUACAAGCAGCAGUCCAAGUAUGGAUCCUCGCUCGAGUGCUUCAAAUACAUUGUGAACUCGCCGCCGCCUCCUCUGAACGAGGAAGACAUCUGGUUCCAGAUUGGCCACGUUCACGAGCAGCAGAAAGACUAUGACAGCGCCAAGAGCGCCUACAGUCGCGUGCUGGAGCGUGAUCCGAACCAUGCCAAGGUCCUCCAGCAGCUUGGCUGGCUGCACCACCAGCAAAGCAGCAGCUUCCAGAGCCAGGAACGCGCCAUUGAGUACCUGGAAAAGUCUGUUGCUGCGGAUAACAACGAUGCUCAGAGCUGGUACUUGCUUGGACGCUGCUACAUGUCUCAGCAGAAGUACCCCAAGGCAUACGAAGCCUACCAGCAAGCUGUCUACCGGGACGGACGCAAUCCGACAUUCUGGUGCUCGAUCGGUGUGCUGUACUACCAGAUCAACCAGUACAGGGAUGCGCUUGACGCAUACUCUCGCGCCAUCCGCCUGAAUCCAUACAUCUCCGAAGUGUGGUAUGAUCUUGGAACAUUGUACGAGUCUUGCAACAACCAAAUUUCUGAUGCGCUUGAUGCCUAUCAGAGGGCAGCCGAGCUUGACCAGAACAACCCGCACAUCAAGGCUCGUCUCCAGCUUCUGAGAAACGGUCCGAAUAACAGAGACGGACCUAUCCCACAGGCUGUGCCGACGGACGUACAUCCGAAUGCAUACAGCGCGCAAGGCCCGCAAGCGCCUACCUGGACCGGGUCUGGCCCUAUGCAGCAAGCUGGUUCUGGUGCUCAUCGGCCGCCUCCUGGCCCGACUGCAACCAACGGCUGGGGCCCCAGGCCUAACGAGCUCAAUCCUCCUCAGGCACCCAACUCGUUUGAUCAGCAGCGCGGUGAGCCUCUGCGGGGUCCUGUGCCACCCUCUGCGAACCGUCCACCGAGCCCUCGGCAGGAGAUGCGCCCAUACCCAGGUGAGGGCAAUGGGCAAGGCCCUCCCGGUCCCAUUCGUCGCGGCCCAACUCCUCCUCCGCCGCAGUAUGGUCCUCCUGCUCCGGGCCCAGGCCAGCAGGCUCCCCUGCCGCCUCAGCAGCCUCCUCAGCAGCAGCAACCUCCUGCCGGAGCUCAAGGUCCGACCAGAGUUUCGAACCCGAACUACCAACCCGCGCCCUCUGCAAGCAUCCCGCCUGCGAAUGGUCCUCCUCCGUCUCACACCAUCCCGCCGUACGGCCGUCCCGGCUCACCUCGUGCUGACGGACCUCGCCCGAUGCAUGACAACCGCAUGCCCUCUCCCAAAUCUGCGUAUCCUCAGCACCAGGCACCAUAUCCCCCUCACCACCAGGAGGGGCCUAUGCAUGGCAGCCAGGAGCCGGGUGGUCCUCCGCCCAAGGGCGCGACUCCCCACGACCUUCAUCGUGAGCACGAACGACCAUCGUCGGUCGCUUCUAAGCGUCACCGCGAGUGGGACGACGAGCCGCACCCCAAGAAGCAUGCCAACGAUGAGAACCGGGCUCGCAUGGACGACCAUAGGCACCGACGGCCGUCGACACCUUCGCGGGAUGUCUUCCAGAGGUCCCCCGAAAUUCGGCGGUAUGAGGAGCAGCACCGUCAGGCUGAGGAACAACGCCGCGCUGAAGAGUCGCGACGCGCAGAGGAGCCGCGCCGGCAAGAAGAGACAGCUCGUCAUGCCAAUGACAACUACCACCCUUCGGAAGCUGCUCACCACCCGCCUGCCCACUCGCUUCCCGCUCAGCUGCCGCCUAUGCAAGGUCCCGCUCACGACAGCCCAACUUCCCAGCAGAACACGGCGGCCAAAGACUUCCAACCGAAGGAGGAGCGGCCUCGUGGCGAGCACCCUGCUGCACCUUCCGCCCCUGCGCAGCCCAAUGAGCCCGAGCGCGCUGCCAGGAAGAUGGAUGUAGACGAGGACUAUGACGACAGCGGCGAGGACGACAAGAAGCUUGCCUCCGCUGCUGCUCCUGGAACGUCAGGGCCCCCCUCCGCCAGCAACACCGCCGGCCCUGAUGCCAAGUCGUCCACGCCCUCGAAUGCUGGCGCGAAUGGCUUUUCUGGCCCCGCUCCCAAGACAGAGAGCGUCUCCUAGGUCUGGCCUCGGCAGCCUAGUCCGCGCCUCGACUGAAGUUGGUUAUUUGUGAAGGAGUUUAGGGCUGUAGGAGACGACAAGGAUGGAGCCAGGCAUACCCGAUUUCCCUUGCAAUCUUUCAAUUGUCCUUCUGAAGAUGUGUAUAGCAAUCCACACGACGUGGUCUGUGAAAAUAGUGCCAAGUCCCAGUGUCAUCUCCCUGCAGUCUACUGCAGCGGUGGCGGAGGACGAGGCCGAAGAGUUUCUAUUUUAUGAGACCAACGAGGCUCUGUGCCACUUCCCCGAGCUUUCUUUAGUAAUCAUAUCAAUUCAUACCAGAUAUUUGCUUCACGC
Molecule: messenger RNA, 3476 nt
Organism: Microdochium trichocladiopsis
Lineage: Eukaryota; Fungi; Ascomycota; Sordariomycetes; Xylariales; Microdochiaceae
Exons: 8
Coding region: 456-3143 (895 amino acids)
Biological process (GO): regulation of gene expression
Molecular function (GO): protein binding; RNA polymerase II cis-regulatory region sequence-specific DNA binding; chromatin DNA binding
Source: RefSeq, a predicted model, not a curated record